CCUCCCCUCUAAAAAAUCUUGAAAUAUUUAACAUCAAACCAAAAUGGGCUGCCAAGCAACCAACCUACACAAAGAAGAAAGAAAAUCCAAGAAGAACAGUGGUGACUAUCACUGGCCAGCUUUGGAGAGCAACCCUGAGAUUUUUACGAAGUAUCUGAGAGCUAUUGGGAUGGAGGAGGAGUGGCAAGUUUGUGAAAUUUUUGGGAUGGAUGAUGACUGUUUAGGGUUUGUGCCUAAGCCGUGCCUUGGAGUUAUCGUUACUUUUGAGAGGAAUGGGAGUAAUAUAGAUGAUGGAAGACCUGGGGAUGGAGAUUCAUCAGAUUUAGUAGAAUUUUAUAUGAAACAAAAUCAAAAGCUUGACAAUGCUUGUGGAAUCAUUGCAUGAUUGCAUACUGUACUUAAUCAUACACAAGAUGUAGAAAUCAUGAAAGGCUCUAUUCUAGACAAAUUUUGGAAAGAAGUAGAGGAUCAAAAUCCUAAACAAAGAGCUAAUUAUCUUGAAAAUUUCGAUGAAUUCCAAAAAGAACACAAGAAGUAUGCGUCUAAAGGACAGACUCAAGCCCCUACUAGCAGUAAACAAGUCAAGCACCAUUUCGUAGCCUUCAUUCUAAACAAAGAAGACCAACUUAUCGAACUAGACGGAACCAAAACCGGCCCUGCUCUCAUCCUCGAAGACUGCAAAGACCUCCUCAAAGGCGUCUCAUCAGAACUCCAAAGAAGAAUCAAGAACAAGAACAUAACCGAGUCCCUCUCAAUGAUGGCUUUUACUAAAACUCCAUAAUUCCUCAUCUCCAUCCCC
Moneuplotes crassus is the source of this 799-nucleotide messenger RNA. Lineage: Eukaryota; Ciliophora; Spirotrichea; Euplotida; Euplotidae. The record is from the annotation of a GenBank genome assembly.